AUGAAGCAAAAGUCUAGGAACCUGCCAUUUAACUUGCUAAGCACCAAUACUUUAAACAUCAUCUCUGACCUUGUGCAACACUACGACUUUGCGGUAAUGAGCAAAAAGCAGACGAAAAGGGUUCGAGAAAAGCUACUGGAGAAGCUCAUGACUUUUGAGAUAGGAUGCUUCAACGAAGAUGAAAAUUCGCGUGCUGCGAUCACAAGGUCGCCCUAA
Linum tenue is the source of this 216-nucleotide messenger RNA. The record is from the annotation of a GenBank genome assembly. Lineage: Eukaryota; Viridiplantae; Streptophyta; Magnoliopsida; Malpighiales; Linaceae.